GAAGCACGAGUACCAUUCGGCUACCCACCACUAAAAUUUCUCGCCAAUAAUCACCACUAUGACCAUCGCAUUUAAUCCUGUUCCCAAGCUUGCCCUCCAAUUUACCCUCUUACCAUGAUAACACCUUUCAAUCCUGUUCCGUUACACAUACCGCCCGGCUACCUCCAUCUUAAGCUUGAAUGUUGGGCAUGGAGGCGAUCAUCGUCACCUGUCUGUGCACACAACUUGAGGCCAAGUGCACUUCCGACAACGGGCGAGCAUGACCUCCAUGAAGAAAAAGGUACCAUAUUUAGAUCCCGACCAUUGUAUCCUCAUCAAUUCGGCACCACUCAAUUCGCAAGCACUUUAACCCCGCGCCUCGAAUGCCAAAUCGGCAGUGUCCCCUGCCAGCGAAGACACCCGCCCAUAAAACGUUACAGGGAAGUGUCUUUUUCUCGGGCAAGGAAACAAGUAGCGUAUCCCUACCCUCUCGAAUUUCCUCCCUUCGGCAAUUUUGCACUCGAGUGUCAAACCGACUCCUUACACGUGUGUGCCAAGUGUCUUGCUAAAGCACUGGGCGGCCAAUGAUACCAGUGGCGCCAGUCCAUGGCAAGAACUUCCAAUGAGGUUCGACGGGGAAAAUUGCGUCCCUACAGCUGGUUACCAGCCAGAAGUGUUCGCCUGACGCACGCACGCACGGCACUGUACCUGAGUCAAGAAAAGCUUACUUAUGGAGGGGCAAUCAGAAAAACGCAACACAACGUCGGUCCAGGUCGUGGGGUGAUGGGAAAAGAGAUAAAUAGUGUGAUCGCCCCUCCUGUCCUCGGCGAUUGCGCGGUUAUCGGGCUCGUUAGGUACCGGCAGUCAGAUACAAAGGAUGAGGUUGACCUUGCUUGCUGUAUUCUGUUUUGCCACGGCCUGUUCAGCUAGGUUUGUCCUCUCCCUCGAGUUGGAAAUGUUCUUCUCUAACAGGUUUUCCAAGGGUUGUCCGGAGUGAACCGUGCACGACCAGCACGGCGACAUACACCCAUCGCAAUACCUCUCAGCUGAGAGCGUCUCCAUCAACACUCGAGUCUGAGCCGGAAACUGUGGCUAUAGCUACGGUCACUGAGAUAGUCACACAAACCACAACAAUAAUCCAAACUAAAACCCCGGCAAUCCCAUGUCCAGCCGUUUCGACUGGGGUCUUAAGUGUUUGCGCACCCCCUCCCCAAUAUGCAGGGAGACUCCACGCUAACGCGUAGAACAGUUCGAUGACCUCCCAACCCGCGGCGUCUCCCCAAUGCCCCUGGUCUACAAAAAUUUCACCUUCAUUAGCCCGGCCUGGCAAUAUUAUACCUACACCUCUACACCUCCGCAAACCCCCCUCUACCGCGCCAUCCCAGCCUCUUCCCGUCCUAAUGCCCUGACAGCUCAUAGCGAGGGCUUCCUCUCUAUCGGAGCUAUCGACCAAUCCUUCAGCUUUGACCUUCUCUCAGCCAAAAUUUUUGCAUUCACAAACGACGGCGAUGGCGACCCCUUACAUCUCCAAUUCGAGCUUGUACAUCGAGACGGAGGGGUAGAGAGUGUGUGGCGCACCACUGAGAACGGCUUUGUCUCGGGUAGGAAUUCCACGCUUGUGGAAUUUGGCAAAGGGGACGCUGGAAGAUGGGUGGACUUGAUAGAGGUGAAGCUCGCUGCGUGGGAGAAAUUUGAUAACGCUACUGGAGAAGGGAAUGGUGCCGUACUGGUUUUGGAUGACAUUGAGCAUUUCAAGAGGGUUUGUCCAGUAUAGUGGGGGUGAGGUGGAUGAAGGGGUGUUGUUUUACAGGCUGGUUCUGUGUGUAUUGCAUUGUUAAAUUAUUGUGUUAGAUGGUAAUGUGUAUUUUGAAUUAAUCUCGAAAUUUAUGGUGUUCUGCGAUGGCGGCUCCCCUGGAUCAGAGGCGGGUUAUUUGGUCUGGCUAGGAACAUAGGAAAUAUCCCCAAACCAAAAACACGAAUAUCCCCAUCCGUCGCAACCCACGAGGAAAACCUUGGCCAAUUGAUCACCGAACCCUCCUCUGCUAGUGUGCGGGAGGCCAGACCUGCGACUGAUCAGAAGCAAAUCCUAACAAGGGAAGGAGCAGGAGGCAGGGAGAAGAUCCGGAUAAUUUACAACCCCCCGGGAACGUAUCAAUAG
Tuber aestivum (summer truffle) is the source of this 2137-nucleotide messenger RNA. The record is from the annotation of a GenBank genome assembly. NCBI's taxonomy places the organism in Eukaryota, Fungi, Ascomycota, Pezizomycetes, Pezizales, Tuberaceae.